Messenger RNA from Porites evermanni, 1538 nucleotides. NCBI's taxonomy places the organism in Eukaryota, Metazoa, Cnidaria, Anthozoa, Scleractinia, Poritidae. The record is from the annotation of a GenBank genome assembly.
AUGGAAACUUGGUUCACGAUUCUUGGUUGGACACUAUCCAUUGUGGCGGCGGCUGGAAAUGGCUCCAUUAUUUUUCUUGUUUGCAGCAAACGACGGCUCCUCACUAAAACCAACGCUUUUAUCAUUUCUCUUGCAGUAGCGGAUCUCGGUGUAGGGGCUAGCGUUUUCCCUUCAGUGUUUUUCUCCGAAAUCGUCAAAACUAGCCACAAUUCGUCUUCAAAAUGUAAGAACAUCAUCAUUCUACGGCUAAUACGAUGGCUGUUCGGCUACGCAUCUGUGACAAGCUUGUGCAGUUUAGUUCUGGAUCGUUACGUGGCGAUUGUUAAGCCUUUAAAGUAUCUAAAUUUUAUGAGCCGAGGUCGUGUUAUCCAAAUGAUUUUUGUUUCCUGGGCAAUCCCUGUAGGAUUUGUCAUAANUUGUCCUACAGCCUAUUUAGCAAUGAUUAUCAUAAAUUGACAUAUAUAUCAAAUGGCAUACCGUAUAUUAUGUUCUAAAGAUAAGGCGCAAACCUUGUUACCAGAAGUUUAUAAGAUAUCCUUACCUUUCUUCCCGAUGAAGGAGUUUAACGUGAGCGUAUAAAGCUUCCAGCUAAAGUUACGUUCAACGAUCACAACAUGGGUUUUUGGAUGAAGAAUCGCCGUUAAGCUGAAGUUGUCUUGUUCUCCUCAAUGGAAACUUGGUUCACGAUUCUUGGUUGGACACUAUCCAUUGUGGCGGCGGCUGGAAAUGGCUCCAUUAUUUUUCUUGUUUGCAGCAAACGACGGCUCCUCACUAAAACCAACGCUUUUAUCAUUUCUCUUGCAGUAGCGGAUCUCGGUGUAGGGGCUAGCGUUUUCCCUUCAGUGUUUUUCUCCGAAAUCGUCAAAACUAGCCACAAUUCGUCUUCAAAAUGUAAGAACAUCAUCAUUCUACGGCUAAUACGAUGGCUGUUCGGCUACGCAUCUGUGACAAGCUUGUGCAGUUUAGUUCUGGAUCGUUACGUGGCGAUUGUUAAGCCUUUAAAGUAUCUAAAUUUUAUGAGCCGAGGUCGUGUUAUCCAAAUGAUUUUUGUUUCCUGGGCAAUCCCUGUAGGAUUUGUCAUAACUUCAUUUUUCUUACCUGCUCCAGUUAAGUGCAAUUUUGUUAACAUAUUUGCGAUGUUUUGGGAGAUUUUUUCAUGCUGCUUUCUAAUAUUCUGCUUUUCCUCUAUGAUAUUUGUCGUAUAUAAACAUGAUAGAUCGUCAGCCACCUUAGCAAAGCAGCUACGGUUCAACCACAGAGAUUUGACAGUCAGCAGUCAGGACAGAUCAGCAGUAACAAUGAUGGCGAUUGUAAUAGGCUUGUUUCUCGUCUGUUAUGGAAUAUAUUUGCGCUGCAGUUUGGUAUCACUUCUUCAUCAUCCCCGUUGUAAUGAUAAAGUCUAUAAAAUACCCGUGUUAGUCCUGAAUUCCGCCAUCAACCCUUGGGUCUAUGCGUUCUUCAAGAGGGACAUAAAGAAGGAGAUGAUUAAGAAAUUGAUUUGCAGAAAAACCUGCAGGGAGAAAUUGCAGAAUCAAUAA